GGGGGUUGACGCCGGAGACUGACGCUAAAUCCCCCGAUUGAAACAGGCCCCACCGUCGGCGGUUACUUGGCCCAAAAUGGCAUGUCCAUCCUGACCAUGUGGAGGAGCUUCUCAUACUACUGUUCUUAUCGCCAGUGCGGCCAGGCGAGCAUGUCUCUAUAUAAAGGGCUGCAAGGCCCUCGCCCAGAAGAAUUGCUCAAGCAGCUCUCUGGACCCGUCUCCUCCUUUCUGUCCUUCAUCUUUUCUACCAUUCACUCAUUCCAAGACCAUGGUGCCUCAUCCGUUUGACCCUGUCACGCCGGAAGAGAUUCGGCUGGCUGUCCGGAUCUUGGAGGCUGCCUUCCCGGGCGUUCCACUUCGAUACAACAGAAUCGAUAUCUCGGAGCCCAUCAAGAAAGAUGUUCUCCCAUAUGUCGAGGCGGAACGGCUGAGAAAGCCUUUGCCACCGAAGCCAGCGCGUCUUUUAUAUUCUUACUUCCACCGCCUUGACAGUGGGGUGUGCUGCAAGACCCUGAUAAACGCAGACAGCAAAUCAAUUAUUUACACGAAGGAACUACCAGAGGGCGUGCAGCCACCGAUGGAUGUCGAUGAACUGGCCGAUAUCGAGCGCAUAUGCAUGGAACAUCCAGCAGUUCAGGCUGAAAUCGAGAAACUCAAAUUGCCACCGGGUAUGUCGGUGUGCAACGACCCUUGGAUGUACGGCACUGAUAACGCCAACGAAAAACGCCGGCUCUUCCAAUGCUUCAUGUACAUGGUCGCAGUCGACCACCCCGAAAAUAAUCAUUAUUCCCUGCCAUGCAAGUUUUGCCCGGUUUUCGACGGUCCCACCAAGAAACUGGUGCGAAUCGACUAUCUUCCGGGUGGUGCAGACACCGCUACCGUCGAGACCCAGCCCUGGAAACCUGUCAAAACGGUUCAGUAUGCACAUGACCUCUUGGAUGAACCACUCCGAACGGACCUCAAGCCGUACAUCGUUCAGCAACCAGAAGGCCCGUCAUUUUCUGCAGAUGGCAACUCUGUUUAUUGGCAGAAGUGGCGAUUCCGCGUAGGGUUCAACAACCGCGAGGGUAUGGUUAUCCAUAACGUGACCUAUGAUAACCGCAAUGUCUUUUAUCGCCUAUCGGUCUCGGAAAUGACCGUCCCUUACGGAGAUCCUCGGGCGCCAUAUCAUCGCAAGCAGGCUUUCGAUGUUGGGGAUGUCGGCUUCGGCCUUAACGCCAAUCAGCUGUCGCUGGGGUGUGACUGUCUAGGCCAUAUCAAAUACUUCAAUGGCUACAGGGCAGAUGCAAAGGGAAAUCCAAUCCUUCUAGAAAAUGUUAUCUGCAUGCACGAACAAGAUAAUGGCCUCCAGUAUAAGCACACAAACUAUAGAACCGGGACUGCCAGUGUUACGCGCAACCGCCAGCUUGUUCUCCAGAUGAUCUGCACCGUUGCAAACUACGAGUAUAUUUUCGCCUACAUUUUCGAUCAGGCGGCCAAUAUCGAGCUUGAAGUUCGGGCGACUGGAAUUCUCUCAACCGUUCCCUUCGACAAUGAGAACGGGCAAACCGUCAGCUGGGGUACAAACGUUGGCCCUGGAGUCAUGGCCCCCUUCCACCAGCACAUGUUCUCUGUGCGAAUCGACCCGGCCAUCGAUGGUUUCAAGAACACUGUCUACUACGAGGAUAGCGUCCCACUUCCUGAAGAUGAAAACAACCCCUACCUUGUCGGUUACACGACCGAGCAAAGUGUCAUCCAGAAGUCCGGUAGCGCGAACACCGACGUCAAUCGCCAUCGGGUCUUCAAAAUCCGCAAUGACAACAUUAUCAACCCCAUCACUUAUAAGCCCAUCGCAUACAAACUCGUAACGGUACCCAGCCAGAUGUUGCUUCUGAGUAAGAAUGCUAUGGGUUAUCGUCGGGCCGAGUUUGCCAGCAAACCCAUUUGGGUCACCAAAUACCAGGACGACGAAUUGUUCGCAGCCGGCGAGUUCACCAACCAGAGCACCAAGGCCCACGGCGUUGAGACCUGGGUGCAACGGAAUGACAAGACUGAGGAUGAAGAUGUGGUUCUAUGGCACUCAUUCGGCCUGACGCAUAACCCCCGGAUUGAAGAUUUCCCCGUGAUGCCAAUGGAGCGGAUCAGCAUGAUGUUGCGACCUGACGGGUUCUUCACCAAAAACCCGGCGUUGGAUGUGCCCCCGUCUACUCAGUCUUUCAACAAAUCCACCCUCCACAAGGAACCGGAGAAAGCCGCCGCUUCAUGCUGCUCUAGUGCUGGGGGCAACAAGGCUAAGCUCUACAAGCGAGUCGACUAGUAACCUUUCACCAGUCACCAAUCUGUUCAGCAGACUAUCAGCUUGUAUUCAUUGGCUCUUUUUUUUUAUGACGAACAUGUGACACAGCGAAGUCCUUCUCUUAUUGUAUAUAGUACCAGAAAAUAAAGGAACCAGAUAUGGUAG
Aspergillus steynii IBT 23096 is the source of this 2440-nucleotide messenger RNA. RefSeq names its product amine oxidase. Gene Ontology annotation, molecular function: copper ion binding; primary methylamine oxidase activity; quinone binding. The transcript has 4 exons. The record is from RefSeq and is a predicted model, not a curated record. Gene Ontology annotation, biological process: amine metabolic process. NCBI's taxonomy places the organism in Eukaryota, Fungi, Ascomycota, Eurotiomycetes, Eurotiales, Aspergillaceae. Bases 269 to 2296 code for a protein of 675 amino acids.